AUGUCCUCCAGCUUCGGCUUCGAUACCGAGGUCACCUUACCGCCGGUGUCUCCUGGCAUCAAUGGCACUGCCUUCAGGUCCCUUCGCCUUGCGGACAAGCGCUCGGCCUCGGAAGGGCAGCUACGAGAUCUGGUCCAACGCCUCAAGUCAGUACCUCGUGGCAACCAGGCGGACGAGGAGCCGCGUUCGCCGCAUGUCACAUUGACAUAA
Molecule: messenger RNA, 210 nt
Organism: Symbiodinium necroappetens
Lineage: Eukaryota; Dinophyceae; Suessiales; Symbiodiniaceae
Source: the annotation of a GenBank genome assembly